AUGAACCAGCUAACCAGUGAAUCAACCAAGCUAAGAGUGGCUCUGACCACAAGGAUCAAGGCAAUCAUGAGGGAUUCAGCAGCAACAAGUGUCAUCAAAGGGAAGAUAGUACAAAGUCACCUUCUGAACAAAGCAAGGCAGCGGAUUGGAUUGGAGCUAAAUCAUUGCUUAGCAACAGCUGAUGUCCGCUCAGACAAGAAUUCUUCAAUCUCCAAUUAUGAGAUCAAUCGGGCUGCACUCACAAUUGCGCAUGCAGUAGUAAAUCCUUAUUAUGUAGACUGGGACGCCUCAAGAUUUGCUGACAUGGUCAAGGCAUCCACACCUAGUGCUGGUGGUUCACUCUCUGAAACUGAACGGCUACAAAAGUACUUUGCAGCAGCUAAGAUUGGAAAAAUUUCAGCCCCAGCUACCAUUGUGGACAGGGAGGGUAAUAUUGUGACAAUUUACUUGCCCAAUAUUCUGUCACCUUUUCGAGUUGAUUGUGUCAACUCAGCCACCAAGGCUUUACGAAAUUUGCUUCUUCGAUCAAUUCCGUCCUCCUCGGACAAAUCGUCUUGGAGAUCUCAAGGCUUUGUUAUGCCAGAGGAGGGUGGAGAAUUUGGGGCAGGCCGAAUUACAGUAUCACCAGCAUAUUUUAUGCAAAGGCAUGAGGUACUGGUCAAAUCAACUUGUUUAGCUGCUUUUGACACAUUCUGGCAACAGAGACUUCAAGACCCAAUGGUGACCUCAGCUUCUUACAAGUCUGUUGAAGUCCAAGAGUGGCUAGCUGCCUUGUCAACCACAGAAUUCUUCUGGAAUGCCAUUACUGCUGCCUCGGCUCCAGAUCUAUUCAAAGCAGGCGCCACUGCGAUCAGCCGAGUUGUCCAGGAACUUCAAGAAUCUGUUAAACCAGUGGACAUUGGUGGCGCGCCUUCCCUUUUUGAUCUUCUGAUCAGUUUGGGUAGUGGCCAUAAGGCUAAGUUGGUGUUGGCUGAUGUAGGGGCAGAGCUGGAUUAUUACCCUGGGACAAUGAACUUUAUUUCCGGGAAGGUUCUACAACACUCUAUUGGUCCCUGGGGUGAAGGAGAAAGGCUCGUUAUCGCCCAUUUUAUGAAGGAUAAAAUACACUCCAGAGUUGCAGUAUCAAGACCAGCCUUUCCAACACAAGCCUUUUUUUUAAAGAUGGUGGGGCAAGGGGAUAAGGGCAGAUGA
This is a messenger RNA of Suillus paluster, 1191 nucleotides long. RefSeq lists its product as uncharacterized. Lineage: Eukaryota; Fungi; Basidiomycota; Agaricomycetes; Boletales; Suillaceae. The record is from RefSeq and is a predicted model, not a curated record. The transcript has 5 exons. The coding region runs from base 1 to 1191 and encodes 396 amino acids.